AUGGAAGGGUCCAGACCCCCAUCGCCCCGGGAUGAGCUGGAACUCAUGAUACUGGACGGGGAGCAGGGAGAGCAGAUGCCUCUCAACAACCUCCAGGUCCAGCCUUGCUCCGCCGAGGACCCUAUCCCAGCCCAGGUGGACAGGGAAAGCCCCUGGAGUCCCUGCAACAAGAGCGUGGUUGGAAAAUGUAAACUGUGGAUGGUCAUUGUCACCAUAUUCUUGUGUUUCACUAUAGUGAUCAUUAUAAGCCUAUGCCUUGUAGGAGUGACUUAUAUCGAUGAAGAUGAAAAUGAAAUACCUGAAUUAUCAUCAAACAAAACAUUCUUCAUCAUGCUCAAGAUUCCAGAGGAGUGUGCUAAUGAAGAGGAAUUACAUCACUUGCUCGCUGAAAGGCUCACGGACACGUAUAGACAGUCCCCAGCUCUGAGUCGUUUUUUCACUUCUGCUGGUAUCUUGGAUUUCAGUGUUGAAAAUGCCACGGUAACCUAUCACUUGCAGUUUGGAGUUCCAUCUGAAGACGAUGGCUUUAUGAAGUACAUGAUGAGCGAAGAGUUGGUGCUCGGCAUCAUGCGACAGAGUUUCCACGAUAAAAACGUAUCUACUUGUGAGAGUCUUGGGCUUGACCCCAAAUCUCUCUUUCUCUAUGAAUGAAGUGAUAGGGGUUGGGCUGUGUCAGAAAGCAGUGCUCUGUUGAGUCUCAGACUGAAGACAAUUCAAAAGUGUGUCUAGAAGUGACCAGAAAGAAGACAGUCCUCCCACUGAUUCUACACAGAUGUGAAGUCUGGGUCCAUCUCAGAAUUGCAGUUCAUGAGAGCUGUCGCUUCUGGGUUCAGGAGCUAGAAGUCAGGGGCGAAUCUAUGAUUCCACAACACGAGAUUCCCACUGCCUUUGAAGCAUUGGCUGCUCCUACUAGCACAUGAAUGCUUUUUCUGUGUUGCAAAGAUAAGUUAUCUGGCUUUGUUUUAGGUGGUUUCUGUUAACUCCAGCUGAUGGGGUGAGUCAAAGCUGCAUCAGGGUAUCCAGGGGAAGGAGGGGGAACCAACCAGCUGUUCACUGAAGCCUUCUCUCCACUCACAAUUAUCUCUGAUGGACCCCUGAGCCAGGGCAAGAGAAAAAGGAACUCCAAGACCUAAGGAGUGUAGCUCUUCAUCUUCCCCCACCACUUAUACCUGAUAGCUGAGCUCAGUUAGGCAUACAGUUGAAUAUUACAUACGGAAAGAUGAUUGAUGUGUCUUAAUUGUUCCUCAUCUCUGCAUUGUUCCUGAGAUGACUCUGUAUCUUUCUUUCUUUCUUCUUCUUU
This is a messenger RNA of Arvicanthis niloticus (Nile rat), 1300 nucleotides long. RefSeq names its product chromosome 12 C3orf52 homolog (gene C12H3orf52). The record is from RefSeq and is a predicted model, not a curated record. Lineage: Eukaryota; Metazoa; Chordata; Mammalia; Rodentia; Muridae.